This is a messenger RNA of Thrips palmi, 1790 nucleotides long. It is a transcript of the gene Pdp, whose product is annotated as pyruvate dehydrogenase [acetyl-transferring]-phosphatase 1, mitochondrial. Gene Ontology annotation, molecular function: protein serine/threonine phosphatase activity; cation binding. The transcript is spliced from 3 exons. The coding region runs from base 140 to 1666 and encodes 508 amino acids. Gene Ontology annotation, biological process: protein dephosphorylation. Lineage: Eukaryota; Metazoa; Arthropoda; Insecta; Thysanoptera; Thripidae. The record is from RefSeq and is a predicted model, not a curated record.
ACGGAACGGAAGCCAGAACCAGACGACAUGCGACAGACGAUGCAAGGUGCUGUGAUGCUUCAGGCAACUCUCAAAAAAUAAGUUAACUGCUCUUUCAAACUAGUCAUACAGUGAGAUUUAAGAGAGAGAUAAUUUAAAAAUGAGAGCCAAUCAAUUAGCAUUGAGCUAUGGAGCAUGUCAAGGGUUCUGGGGUGCGAAGCGUGCACAUUUUAGCACCUUGACGCGAAAGUGGUCAACAGAGUUGUUUUGUGCCCCAUGUCAAUAUUUGCAAAUGGUUAGUGGUUUCCGAACCACACUAGUCUCCCCUCACCGAAGGAAAUUUCACUCUAGUCGUCAACUUUCUGCCCUUCAGCGUCUCUCACCUCAAGAGGUUACGGACAGAUUACGUCAAAAUGAAUAUACGCAAGAAUUUAACUCCGGAGGAUCUAUGAAAUCCUUUGACUCCAACCAGCUCUCGUCCAACAAUCCCAUUGAAGACACUCGGUCUGAAGCUCGCUGCCUCUUAACUGCCGGCAUGCUGUUUGGUGUAUUUGAUGGUCAUGGAGGUGCAGCUUGUGCCCAGGUCAUAGCAAAGCGGCUUUUCCACUAUAUUACUGUUUGCUUGCUGCCUUCUGACUUGCUGCAGGAAUACCAUCAAUCAGAUUCAAACAAGAAACUCCUUGAGCCAUACAAUGACAAGUUACAGUUUUAUGAGGAUUUACAGCAGCUUUAUGAUAAAAGUUUCAAACUUUUUGUGGAGGAACUGGCAAAUGAAAAGAAACAGAAAGAGGAAUUUCAAAUGAAGGAUGCCCUAGUAAAAGCUUUUUUAAAAUUAGAUGGAGACUUGUCAAAGGAAGGGAAAUUGAGUAAUAAUGGGGAGGUCAAUAAGAGAACUUUGUCUGUAGCUAUGUCAGGUGCUGUGGCAUGUGUGGCACACAUUGACGGUCCUCACCUCCAUGUGGCAAAUGUUGGAGAUUGUCAGGCAGUCAUUGGGGUUUUAGGUGAAGGCAAUACAUGGACUGCAAAGAAAUUAACCGAUGAGCAUAAUGCAGAUAACAUUUCAGAACUUAAUCGGAUAAUCAAACAGCACCCUCCCAGUGAAAAGGAUACUGUAAUAUCAAGCGAUAGGCUUCUGGGUCAGUUAGCACCCCUUAGAGCUAUGGGAGAUUUUCGCUACAAGUGGUCUCGAGAAGAGUUAACAAAGUAUGCUGUCCCCACUUACGGUGAAAAUGUCAUAGCACCUCACUACCACACUCCACCUUAUCUAACAUCAUGCCCUGAUGUUUCUUACCAUAGGCUUCGUCCUAAGGAUAAAUUUUUAGUGAUAGCUUCAGACGGAUUAUGGGACCUAGUGUCUCCCCUCCAGGCAGUUAGACUGGUGGGAGAACACAUGAGUGGCAAGGUUACUCUUAGUCCAUUUCGAUUGCCAAAUGCGAAUAUGACUUUGAAUGAUAUUAAUGAAGCCCUUCAGCAGCGGAAAGAAGUGUUAAAGUUAAAGCCUAUCGACAAAAAUGCUUCCACUCAUCUUAUCCGAAAUGCCUUAGGGGGGUCUGAGUAUGGGCUGAGUCAUGCAAAAUUGUCACAGAUGCUCUCCCUUCCCGAAAGUAUUGUAAGACUGGUUCGUGACGAUAUAACCAUUACUGUCAUUUACUUUGAUUCAGACUAUUUGCGACACUGUCCAUUAUAAUUGUUCAGUAUUUAAGUCAAUGAUGUGAUUAUGUUAUUUUAAUUGUGUAAGCUUUAUUUGACCUGUAAAGCUUACUCAUUGAUGUGACUGAUUUUUUUGCUCCAAUAUACUCUGCUUCUAUUAA